This is a messenger RNA of Salpingoeca rosetta, 1481 nucleotides long. RefSeq lists its product as uncharacterized. Lineage: Eukaryota; Choanoflagellata; Craspedida; Salpingoecidae. The transcript has a single exon. The record is from RefSeq and is a predicted model, not a curated record. Bases 66 to 1481 code for a protein of 471 amino acids.
UAACAAUAACAUAACCGUUGCUUCAUCACAAGCAGCAGCAGCCACCACAAGCAGCAACAACGACGAUGACGGCGAUCAGCUUUCCACACGGGCCGCGCCGCUUGCUGCUGGUUGGGGUGGCGGUGCUGGCGUGCAUGCUGGUUGCGCUUGCCGUUCACUCCAACGCGCCAACGCCAAAGCACUCCUCUGACACGGUGCAUGGUGGCCGACGACUGGAGAGGGAAGCAGCGCGCUUGAGUGCAGGCAAGAACACAGAUGGCAGAAGCUUGCACGCACACAGCAACCCGGACGCGAAUGUCCAGCGACUUCCUGCCAAGAGCCAUCAUGAUGACGCGUCGCGUCUGCACAAACCCAGCGACAGCAGCAGCGACGGCAAGGAGACCGACAACACGAGAGAGGUCAAUCCACAACAUCCAGCCAUAGCUCACUCGAACAAAGUCGUGCGUCGCAUGCUGUAUUCCGGUGGAGUGGCAGCGUUUCCUCCUUUUCGCAGCUUGGCGGAGCCGCCGCUGUUCAUCUCCCUCGUGCCCGACAACACGGCGCUGACGCACCUGUGCCUCAGCCACCUCUCUGCACCCGACAUGCAGGAGUGCAACAGCGCAGAUCCAGCACGGCAUCAGGUGUUCGCGCUAUCCUCAGAGGGGCACGUGGGAUUCGAGGUGCAGGGUGUCGGCCACUACUGCCUCCAUGCCAGUGACGAGCGCAUCUUUGCAAACAGCUUCGCCAGCCUGGCUGACACAGACGAGGAUGACGACCACAUCGACCCUAGCGUGCCACGCAAGGUCGUGUACCGGCUGUGCACGUCCAUCUUCGCCAACGCGAAGGUGAUGAAGGAAGGCUCCCUCUCCACAAAGGACGCGGUCGACACGUGGCAGUUCGUGCCCGGCAAGGGCCUCGUGCACCGGGAGACCGGCAACUGCCUCACAUACAACUACCACACCAAGAUCACGCUGGAGCCGUGCGGUGACAUGGACAGCCAGUGGAUGCUGCGCACAGACGUGAACGGGUCGCUCAUCCUGCCACGCCAAUGGGACAAGGAGCUCAUUGCGCUGGCGGAGCGCAGAGAGAGGCAGAUCAAGCCACUCCUGGCCACCGUGCGCACACUUGCAUCAAAGACGCGCAAGCUCACACACCGCGCGCACUCCCGCGCAUCAAAACGAACGCAGGGCGUUGAUGGGAGGCGUGCAGUCGUCUUCUUCAUGGAGCCAAGUCGCAUGCUAACGCUGCAGGUGAAGUGGUGGCUGAGGGCGUGGCGCAUGCUGAAGCUCGACGAGCCGGACCAGCGCAUGGAUGUGCUCAUCAUGGGCAACGGCGACGAUUUCGAGUCCCUCAUGUCCUUGGGCUGCGAGAUGAAGAGCCUUGACACCCAAACCUCCAUUCCCCACGCAGAUGGACAUGGUGUGUGCUGGCUGUUUCCCUUCCGUGGUAUCAAUUCCCGUGAGCCAGGCAAAUACGACGCCUGGUUCAACAGGUGUGUGUGA